ACGCGCGGCGCAGAAUAAGGGCCAAGGUCACUUGGGUAUCCCGAGAUGGCCGAACAGAAAAUCAAAUUGACCACAUCUGCAUCAGCCGAAAAUGGAGAAGGAGCCUUCUUGAUGUCCGCAACAAACGAACCGCAGACAUUGCAUCUGACCAUCACCUCGUCCUUGGCGAAAUACGACUGAGAGUUGCGCGUGUCCAACGGAGCGAGGAGAAAGUCUGGUGUCGAUACGACGUCCGCCGGUUGGAGAAUCCAGAGGUGAAAAGGGCAUACGUUGAACAGUUAGAAUCCCGAGCCUCGGAAUUGCCGACAGACGGAACAGUCGAAGAACAGUGGUGUGGAAUCAAGAAUGCCUUUAUCACGACGAGCCAUGGUGCUCUCGGUAAAGUUCGUGGAAGAAGAAGUGAAUGGAUGUCGGAUGAAACUUGGAGGAUGGUCGAUGAUCGGAGAAAGGCGAAAGUCGGAAUUGAGCAGGCAUGUACCGGGUCAGCCAAAGCAGCCACCCGCUUACGAUAUGCGGAGCUGGAAAAGACAGUUAAACGAGCUUGUAGACGAGACAAGAGAGCCUGGACAAACUCCCUAGCCGAAGAGGGAGAGAGAGCCGCCGCCAAUGGAGAUAUCCGAUUACUUUAUGACAUUUUUCGCCGCCUCAGUGGUGCAAGGACUAAUGCAAGAAUGCCGCUGAAAGACCGAGCAGGUCAGUUAUUGACCGAUCGAACAGAUCAGCUCAAACGAUGGACUGAGCACUUCGAACAACUCUUCCGAGUCACGAAUAGCAAUGGGCAACAGAAUCCGCAGCUCGAAGCGCCAACAGUAAGUCGCAUAAAUGGCGUCAACUCGGAAGCGCUUCCGCUGGCUGAAAUAGAAGCGGCAAUCAAAAACAUGAAAUCCAACAAAGCACCUGGGAUCGAUUGCAUCCCUGCUGAAAUGUUGAAAGCCGACCCUGCCCUGUCAGCACAAAUGUUGCACCGUCUUUUCGCUGACAUCUGGGAUACUGCAACAUUCCCGGCCGACUGGAUGCAGGGUAUCCUCGUAAAGGUCCCGAAGAAAGGAGACCUGACAGAGUGCGGUAACUGGCGAGGCAUAACGUUGAUCUGUACAACCCUCGCUGUACAACGCUACACUCCGACGGCAGCAAGCUGGAUUCCGAUCCGGACGAUCAUGUGUGGACCACAUCACAACGCUACGAAUAAUACUGGAACAAAUCAACGAAUUCCAGGACUCUCUUCUGCUGGUGUUCGUUGAUUUCGAAAAAGCAUUUGACCGACUUAACCAUGAAAACUUCUGGGCGGCUCUAAGGCGACGAGGGGUCCCAGAGAAACUAGUCCAUCUCAUCGAAGCUAAAUACGAGGCAUUUUCGUGCAAGGUCUUGCACGACGGUGUCUUGUCCGAACCAAUCCCGGUUACUGCUGGAGUGAGACAAGGAUGUAUCUUAUCACCGCUACUUUUUCUCAUCGUAAUGAAUAAGAUUCUGACUGGAUGGAUUGACUGUGCACCGAACCGAGGAUUGCCGUGGAAUCCUUCAACGAUGGAUCAACUGAACGACCUUGACCUGGCUGACGAUAUUGUUUUGCUCGCCCAACCACAACCGGACAUGCAGAGCAAACUCGACGACCUCACCGAAAGUUCCAAGGCAGCAGGUCUCAAAGUCAAUGUCGGAAAGACCAAGUCGAUGGAAAUCAACACAGCAAAUCCCUCCAGUUUCAUGGUAGCUGGGCAACAAGUUGAGAAAGUGGAGUGCUUCCAAUAUCUUGGUAGCCAGAUUACGCCUGAUGGUGGUACCAGGAAAGACAUCGAAACCCGGAACAGAAAGGACCGUUUUGCAUUUGCGAGUCUCCGAAACAUCACGCCAGAUCUCUCUACGAACGAAAAUCCGAAUCUUCAACUCAAACGUCAAAUCCGUAUUGCUGUAUGGGUGCGAAACUUGGUGCACAUAUGCGGUGACGACGCGAAAACUGCAAGUAUUUGUAAACCGCUGCCUGCGGAAUAUCACCCGCGCUUGGUGGCCUGGCAACUGGAUGUCGAAUGAGGAACUACAUCGCCGGUGUCAUCAAAGGGCGCUAGAAAUCGAGAUUCGGGAACGUAAGUGGAGAUGGAUUGGGCACACGCUGCGAAAAGAUGAAAACGAGAUUUGCAGAGAGGCGCUAGAUUGGAAUCAAAGAAGAGGCAGACCUAGAAACUCGUGGCGGCGAAGCCUAGCCGCUGAAAUCCGAACUGUCGACGAGAAUCUUGACUGGGACCAGGUGAAGACGCUGGUUCCUCUGGAGGUCUUUUACCACGGCCCUAUGCACCGGAGGAUCGGCGCGGGAUCAUUAAGUAAGUGCUGUUUUGGUAAAUGAAGCUGCCAAAGUUUGAACGUUGUUACUGCUCAUGUGGAUAAACAACUCAACAGUUCGAUGUGUUAUUCGAUCCAACAAAACCAUUCCGAGUUCUUAAGACUGAUGAAAAUCGAUUACUCUGGUGAUGACAAUCAGGAUAACCGCCAGGCUCUUGAAUUUGUGGACGCUUUCAAUCGUCAAGAUCAGUACGACCGCAGCUCAUCGUUCAAAGGUGCAAACUUGUCUGAGUACUCUGUGAUUAACUCGUUUGCCGGUCAAGACUACGUUAUUCCCUCGAAUUGCCAUUUUUUUAACGAUGACAUUGCUCGUCUGAAUGAACUCGUUCCAGAGGAAAAUAAGUUCGAUUAUAUCGUACUGGAUCCACCCUGGUGGAAUAAAUACAUUAGGCGUACAAAACCCGUAAACAAGAACAUCAGCUAUCAGAUGCUAGAUAAUGAAGCUAUCAGCAACAUUCCGUUGGAGAAGUAUAUACACAGCAGAACCGUGGUUGUGAUUUGGUGCACCAAUUCGCCUACCCACAUAAAUGCUAUCAAGGAAAAGUUUUGCAAAAAGUGGAAACUAAAGCUAGUUGGCAACUGGUACUGGAUCAAGACAACAAAAAGCGGGCUUCCCGUUUGUGCCUUCAAUGAAGUCACCAAAAAACAACCGUAUGAGCAACUUUUCAUAGCGACUAGCGAAAACGGAGAUUCUACGGACAUGUUACAGGAAAAAUUUAUCUUCAGCAUUCCGUGUGCUUUUCACUCGAACAAACCACCCUUAAUAGAUCUGUUUGCGGAAUUGCUUCCAGAGCAUCCGAAAUGCUUGGAAUUGUUUGCCCGAAAUGUGUAUCCAAACUUUACUUCGAUCGGAACGGAGGUUUUAAAACUACAAAAUGCUAGACUGUUCAAUUUCGAAGUGUGUCAUAAAUAAAAGGAAUCCAUAUUCUUCUAGGAGUAAUCAUUAAAACUA
Molecule: messenger RNA, 3283 nt
Organism: Uranotaenia lowii
Lineage: Eukaryota; Metazoa; Arthropoda; Insecta; Diptera; Culicidae
Gene: Mettl4
Product: N(6)-adenine-specific methyltransferase METTL4
Exons: 4
Coding region: 2393-3244 (283 amino acids)
Cellular component (GO): nucleus; RNA N6-methyladenosine methyltransferase complex
Molecular function (GO): methyltransferase activity; nucleic acid binding
Source: RefSeq, a predicted model, not a curated record